Molecule: messenger RNA, 795 nt
Organism: Cladocopium goreaui
Lineage: Eukaryota; Dinophyceae; Suessiales; Symbiodiniaceae
Source: the annotation of a GenBank genome assembly
AUGGCACAGCGCCAUGGGAAGGACAGCCACGGAAAAGGUUCGCGAGGACGCAGCCGCAGUCGCGAGCGAGCUGCACAUGCGCCGAGUUUCCAUGGUGGAAUGGGUGUGCUGCAGGAUGCCUUGGGUCAACUGGGCCCAAAUGUGGACUUUGAGUACGAAAUCACCUGCCAGCUGCCUCCUGAGAAAGUAAGUGCCAUGAUCGGUCCUGGUGGACAAAUCGUCCGCACCGUGCGGCAAAGCACCAACACAGCCAUUCACUUCGGCGAAGUCGUACCUGGAGCCAGGGAGCAGACGAUGCGCUUGAAAGGGCCCUUGCUGGGAGUUUAUAGGGCGCAUGUGAUGAUGAUGCGAAGAUAUCACGAGCACGACGCAGAAGCUCGGAUUUCGCCCAAGGGUGCAGCGAAGGGCGCAGGUGCUAAGGGCGAUCCCUUCAAGGGCGACAAAGGUGGCCCAGGAAAGGAUUCCUGGACAACGGUGCCGCCACGAAACAAAGGUGGCUAUGAUAAGGGCUUCGACAAGGGUUACGACAAAGGUUACGACAAGGGCUACGACAAAGGCUAUGACAAGGGUAGCCCAAAGGGUGGCUACCAUGGCAAGGGUGACAAUGUCACUAUGGGCCACAAGGGCGCACCCUACAACGGCAAGGGCAAGGGCAAGGGCAAAGACGAAGGCCGCGGAGACUUCGGUGGUAGCAGCUCUGAGGUGCGAGAAUCGUCCAGAGAACAACUGGAGGGCAUGCUGGCGAAUCUGGAGAGGCAACUGAACGAGGUGAAGGGCAAGUUGAGUCGCACUUGA